AUGGGGCUCCUGGACGCGGAACCAGCGCGCAUGCUGGAUGCUGUGUCAACCGCGGUCAACGACACCAUCGAGUUCUACAGAUGGACCUGGUCGAUCGUAGAUAAACGUGUUGAGAAUUGGCCUCUGAUGCAGUCUCCAUUGCCUACAUUAUGUAUAAGUACUCUUUAUCUCCUCUUUGUCUGGCUGGGCCCUAAAUGGAUGAAGAACAGAGAACCUUUCCAGAUGCGUUUAGUGUUGAUUGUCUAUAAUUUUGGAAUGGUUUUACUUAACAUGUUUAUCUUCAGAGAGCUAUUUUUGGCAUCAACUGCUGCAGGAUAUAGCUAUAUUUGCCAGAGUGUCGAUUAUUCAGAUGAUGUGAAUGAAGUCAGGAUAGCUGGGGCUCUAUGGUGGUACUUUGUGUCGAAAGGCGUUGAAUAUUUGGAUACAGUAUUCUUCAUUCUGAGGAAGAAAAACAACCAAGUAUCUUUCCUUCAUGUGUAUCAUCACUGUACUAUGUUUACAUUGUGGUGGAUUGGCAUUAAAUGGGUAGCAGGAGGACAAGCAUUUUUUGGAGCUCAACUUAAUUCUUUUAUCCAUGUGAUUAUGUAUUCAUAUUAUGGCUUAACUGCAUUUGGCCCAUGGAUUCAGAAAUAUUUAUGGUGGAAACGAUAUUUGACCAUAUUGCAGCUGGUUCAGUUCUAUGUGACUAUUGGACACACAGCGUUGUCUCUCUAUACGGAUUGCCCUUUCCCCAAAUGGAUGCACUGGGCUCUCAUUGUUUAUGCCAUCAGCUUUAUUUUUCUGUUUCUUAAUUUCUACUACCAAACAUACAACGACCCCAAGACAUCAAAAAAUCGAACAGCAGCAGCAAAUGGUAUUUCAGCAAAUGGUAUAAGCAAAUCAGAAAAGCAGCUAGUGAUGGAGAAUGGAAAAAAGAAGCAUAAUGGAAAGGCAAAAGGAGAGUAA
Messenger RNA from Gracilinanus agilis (Agile Gracile Mouse Opossum), 945 nucleotides. It is a transcript of the gene ELOVL4, whose product is annotated as ELOVL fatty acid elongase 4. The record is from RefSeq and is a predicted model, not a curated record. NCBI's taxonomy places the organism in Eukaryota, Metazoa, Chordata, Mammalia, Didelphimorphia, Didelphidae. Gene Ontology annotation, molecular function: fatty acid elongase activity. Gene Ontology annotation, cellular component: endoplasmic reticulum; endoplasmic reticulum membrane. Gene Ontology annotation, biological process: very long-chain fatty acid biosynthetic process; sphingolipid biosynthetic process; fatty acid elongation, saturated fatty acid. The transcript has 6 exons. The coding region runs from base 1 to 945 and encodes 314 amino acids.